AUGAAGAAUUUCUUCACUCGGUUUCUGCUAUUUGCACUUCUCUUGAUAGCUGUUGUGGCGGAGGAAGGAACAGCCACACAGCGAAAAUUUGUGUUGGGGAAGCUUCCGAAAGGACCUGUUCCUCCCUCGGGUGGGUCAUGGAUUGAGCCCCCGGGCCCGCCUCUGGAGUUUGUAUUGGGGAAGCUGCCGAAAGGACCUAUUCCUCCUUCUGGGCCGUCGCGGAAAACCACUCCUGACCCUCCCCGCAGCGGGUCGCCGGGGAAGUUUGUGUUCGGGAAGUUGCCAAAAGGACCUAUUCCUCCCGGUGGGCCGUCGCGCAGGAUCCACGGUCCUCCGCCUUCACUCCGCACCAUCUAA
This is a messenger RNA of Sesamum indicum (sesame), 357 nucleotides long. NCBI's taxonomy places the organism in Eukaryota, Viridiplantae, Streptophyta, Magnoliopsida, Lamiales, Pedaliaceae. The record is from RefSeq and is a predicted model, not a curated record.